AUGAAGAUCCACCUGUCCUCCCCGUUGAUCCUUCUCCUCCUUCCCGCUCUUUCGGCAGCUGCCAGCAUCAAACCCAGCAGCACACCUUACCCUUCUGCUUCGCGAGGCUCUUAUGACCUUACCUCGCGGUAUGUGGACACCGAAUCGAUUUCUAACAAUGCCGCCAAAGGAACACAGGACGUCCCGGUAGACGGCAAAGACGGGCGACCGCACGCGGGCCCGUGGGUAGAGACUGGCGCGGAGCGAGACCGAAAGACCGCCAAGGCUAGUGAUGAUGUUAACCUGGUUUCGACAACAUAUGAUUCCAAGGUUCCCUCAUCGGAGCACCUCAGUACAGAAGAAGGCAAGACGAUCCCGCACUCCAAUGGCGGAGUCAUGGAUGAUCCCAACCGCACAGGCCCGAGAGAGGGAACCAGAGGUACUGAAGGCGGGGUGCCUGGUGGUCCCAAGGAAGCCCUUCCGCUGCCGCAUAGCGAGGAGCAGAAGCUGCCAUCGGACAGUGACACCGCCACCGGGACUGGCGGUCGCUCUGCAGAGGGAGCCGGGACCCUGGGCAUGUUAGAGAAACCCGCCGAUCUUCCCCAGAAGCCGCACGAUAUCCCCCACCCCAAGUCGCCUUCUCAGGCCAAAGAUGACCCUCUUGCCAUUGAACGUGGCUCCGCUGGCUCGGGCUCAAGCUCCUAUCCCGGCUCAUAUCCCAGCUCGUCGAGCACUCACGGACAAACCGCAACCACGAAGGAAGCCAGCGACGGACUGCAUUCUCUCCUCUUUUCGUUCACCAUGAUCAUUGUUUCCGAGAUUGGUGACAAAACCUUCCUUGUCGCAGCACUCAUGGCUAUGCGACACCCCCGCCUUGUUGUGUUCACCUCUGCCUUCUCGGCCUUGGCUGUCAUGACCGUUCUCUCUGCUAUUCUGGGUCAUGCUGUUCCGACGUUGAUCCCCAAGUCCGUCACCAAAUUUAUGGCCGCUAUUCUAUUCCUGAUCUUCGGUGCCAAGAUGUUCAAAGAAGGCCGUGAGAUGUCCCCUGACGAGGGCGUCGGCGAGGAGAUGCGCGAGGUCGAACAGGAGUUGGAAGAAAAAGAACAAGAGCAGAUGCGUUUGGGCCGUCGCCGCUCUUCUGUCACUCCCCACAAUCUGGAGGCUGGCCGUGUUGGUGGUCGACCCAAGUCGCGCGGCUCUGCCAACCGUCUGCCUUCUCCUCCGGAAAGCAUAUCUUCUUCUUCCUCGCGUGGCUCAUCGCCUCGUCCUCAGCAGCGCUGGAACGAUUUCUUAACUGGGGUCAGUAACCUCUUUUCUCUUCUUCUCAGCCCUGCCUGGGUGCAGACUUUUGCCAUGACCUUUCUCGGUGAAUGGGGCGAUCGCAGCCAAAUCGCCACCAUCGCCAUGGCUGCUGGUCAGGAUUACUGGUGGGUGACCAUCGGAGCGACCAUUGGCCACGGUAUCUGUACUGCUGCUGCCGUCAUCGGCGGAAGGGCCAUCGCUGGCCGCGUCAGCAUGCGUGUUGUUACUCUUGGCGGCGCAACUGCAUUUUUGUUGUUCGGCGUUAUCUAUCUAAUUGAGGGUCUUUUCUAG
Molecule: messenger RNA, 1572 nt
Organism: Penicillium maclennaniae
Lineage: Eukaryota; Fungi; Ascomycota; Eurotiomycetes; Eurotiales; Aspergillaceae
Product: TMEM165/GDT1 family protein
Exons: 4
Coding region: 1-1572 (523 amino acids)
Biological process (GO): Golgi calcium ion homeostasis; Golgi calcium ion transport; calcium ion transmembrane transport
Cellular component (GO): Golgi apparatus; fungal-type vacuole membrane
Molecular function (GO): calcium ion transmembrane transporter activity; manganese ion transmembrane transporter activity
Source: RefSeq, a predicted model, not a curated record